AGGUUUAGAGCUAAUAGAAUUGCCCUAGUGGCGGAUAUUGAGAAGGCCUUUCUCAUGGUCUCAGUUAUGCCAAGGGAUAGGGAUGUCCUACGCUUUCUUUGGGUUCAGAAUAUUCAAAGUGAAAGCCCUGACAUCUGUGUUUACAGAUUUAAGAGAGUGGUGUUUGGAGUGGCCUGGAAUCCAUUUUUUUUAAAUGCGACAGUUAGGCAUCAUAUGGAGAGUAGUGCAGAAUCCUUUCCUUAUUCUGUACACAAAUUACAAAAGAUGCAUGUAUGUGGAUGUUAUGGUAAGUGGUGCAGCCACUGAAGAGGAAGCCUAUCAACUGUAUGUAGAAUCUAAAGAUAUGUUAAGUAGAGGUGGUUUCAACCUACGCAAGUUUUUAACCAACAGUUUUCACUUACAAGAGAAAAUAAAUGCAAGAAAGAGCUGUACUAGCUCAUUGGAUUGUAAGGUGGUGGGUGUGCAGUGGGAUGUUAGUAGAGAUCUUUUGAUAUUUGAUGUAACGACAGUUAUUGAGCAACUCAAUGUAAUCUCACCAGCCAAAAGAGCAGUUGUUGGUGCAGUAAGUCGAUUUUAUGACCCACUUGGCUUACUCUCCCCAGUUAUUAUUGUUUUUAAGAUGUUCUUACAGGAGCUAACUAAGUCAGAGAUGCAUUGGGAUGAGCCAUAUGGCCCCUUGCUAGACAAGUGGAAGUCACUUAUUGAUAGUUUGCAAGGGAGCCCACCUUUAGCUAUUUCCCGCUUUUAUUUUCAUGGUUUGAGCAAUCCUGGCUCAUGUUAUCUCUGUGAUUUCUGUGAUGCAUCUACAACUGCUUAUGCAGCUGUCAUAUAUCUGGUCAUUUUAUUGGGGAACACAAGGCAGGUACGGUUUGUUACUUCCAAGACUAGAGUUGCCCCUACUGAUACUCAAACCAUACCUCGACUUGAAUUGAUUGGAGCCUUGUUGCUGUCUCGACUAGUUAAAACAGUAUCACAGAGUUUGAAGGAAGAAUUACCGUUACAAGAGACGAUCUGUUAUACAGAUUCCAAAAUAGCACUCUUCUGGAUCUAUGGACUAGACCGUGACUGGAAACCCUUUGUCCAGAAUCGGACAGAAGAGAUCAGGAGAUUAGUUCCUCCUUCUCAAUGGAAACACUGCCCUGGCAAGGGGAAUCCAGCCGACCUCCCAUCUAGAGGGAGCACUAUAUCAGAAUUAAGAAUUAAUUCAACAUGGUUUGAAGGACCUAGUUGGUUUAUGGACUCUGACACUGUCGUUGAAGAUGUAUCUGAAAUGCCAGAUGAGUGUGCUCUCGAGUUAAGAGCAUGUGAACGUAGACGAGUACUAGGUCUUUUGACCACAGAAAGAAUAAGUGUUUCUCAAAUAAUGUUACCAGAGAAAUAUAGUAGUUUAAAUCGACUACUUAGAGUUACAGUUAAUGUUUUAAAGUUUACUUAUUUGAUCAGAUCAAUGACAAUAGAUUAUCAGAAAUUGAGAACCGAGGCAGAGAUCCUGUGGUUAAGAGAUUGUCAAAGUACAAUGAUAUAUGAUUCCAACUUUGAGGCCUUGAAAAGGCAGUUGGGUUUAUUUGUUGAUGACAAUGGUUUAUGGAGAUGUGGCGGGAGAUUGUCAAAUGCUGGCUUGACAUAUGCAGCCAAGCAUCCUAUAUUAUUGAAUAAGAAGUGUCCCUUGACAGCUCUAAUUGUGAGGUGCUCUCAUGAGAGAAUGCUCCACAAUGGAGUCAAGGAGACACUAGGAGAGGUACGCUCUAGAUAUUGGAUUCUCCAAGGGAGAUCCUUUGUCAGGAAACUAUUGUUUCAUUGUACUAUAUGUAGGAGAUAUGGAGCGUUACCCUAUUCUGCACCACCUCCUCCCCCUCUCCCGCCAUUCAGGGUUCAAGAGGAACCACCCUUCACCUUUGCGGGGGUUGACUUUGCUGGACCACUUUAUGUGAAACCCAAUACCCCCUGCAAAACUGAAGAUAAAAUCUAUAUUUGUUUAUUUACAUGUUGUGUAGUACGUGCUGUACAUUUAGAGGUUGUGGUUAAUUUGUCUGUAUCUUCUUUCAUUAGGUGUCUAAAACGCUUUAUAGCCAGGAGAGGUCUCCCAAGAAGAAUAGUUUCCGACAAUGGAAAGACAUUUAAGGGAUCUGCGAAGUUUAUUGGAAGAGUUAUGGGUCAUUCUGAAGUCAUCGAUUAUUUGUCAGGAAAGGGAGUGGAGUGGCAGUUUAAUGUUGAAAGAGCCCCUUGGUGGGGAGGUAUGCUUGAAAGAAUGGUUGGCUCCACCAAGAAAUGUCUUCGAAAGAUGAUUGGACAAGCUAGACUUACCUUUGAUGAGAUGAACACUGCAAUCAUAGAGGUUGAAACGAUACUCAACUCCCGACCCAUCUCCUAUGUUUCAACAGAAGAUCAGGAAGAACUGCUAACUCCCUCUCAUCUCAUGGUUAGACGUCGUUUGCUCAACCUACCUGAUAACCUCUGCUACAACUACAUAGAUCAAGAUUACAGUCCUCAGAUCACUCAAGAGAUGAUAACUCGUCGAAUGAGACAUUUAAGCUCUAUGCUAGAUCAGUUUUGGAAAGGAUGGACCACAGAGUAUUUACUGGGCCUUCGACAGAGCCACAGUUAUAGUAACAAGAGAAGACAUAGCUCUGUGGAGAUAGCAGAAGUAGAUAUAGUAAUUGUGCAUAAGGAGAAGAAACCCAGGGGCUUCUGGUCAAUAGGAAGGGUUGAAGAAGUUCUUCCUGGACAAGAUGAUCAAGUGAGAAGUGCAGUCGUUAGAGUGUUCACUGGAGGAAAGAAAUCCAAGACAACUCGUCGCCCAGUACAACAACUGUAUCCCAUCGAAAUUAGCAGACAAACAAGUACAGCUACAGAAGAUGACUCUCCCACUCAGACAGCAACUCCCACUACUCAAUCAGAAGAUAAUGUCUCUGAGCAUCGAAAUCUACUAGAUGACCAGCAUUAGAAGCUCGAGACAGAAUUGUUGCUCAAUCGUUAGUUGGUAAAGAUUAAACGUUUAAUUAACUAGAGACAUGCAUGCAUUAAUUCUACAUUGGAAUUACAUUACUUUAUUAAUUUGUAAGAGAGUGUUGACUAAUAAUAUAGUCAACAGGUGGGGAGUGUGUGGAGAACUCUAAUUAUUAUUCAUCACUGUUAAUUAAUUUUGCUGAGCAUGCGUAGUUAAAUGUUGA
Amphimedon queenslandica is the source of this 3170-nucleotide messenger RNA. RefSeq lists its product as uncharacterized. The record is from RefSeq and is a predicted model, not a curated record. Gene Ontology annotation, biological process: DNA integration. Gene Ontology annotation, molecular function: nucleic acid binding. Lineage: Eukaryota; Metazoa; Porifera; Demospongiae; Haplosclerida; Niphatidae.